Molecule: messenger RNA, 2841 nt
Organism: Alligator sinensis (Chinese alligator)
Lineage: Eukaryota; Metazoa; Chordata; Crocodylia; Alligatoridae
Gene: GOLT1B
Product: golgi transport 1B
Exons: 6
Coding region: 321-716 (131 amino acids)
Biological process (GO): endoplasmic reticulum to Golgi vesicle-mediated transport; retrograde transport, endosome to Golgi
Cellular component (GO): endoplasmic reticulum; membrane
Source: RefSeq, a predicted model, not a curated record
GGGUGCUGUGUGCCUGCAGCACCCCGCUGGGAGCCCGUUCACAGUCUGGUCGCGCGAGCCGAGAAGUUUUUCCGUAGUCGUGUGCAAGCAAGGGAGUGUUGGCGGCAGCGUCUCCGCCCGCGCACCGGCUUUGGGCAGCCGGCUUCUAAAGAUCCAAGCCCUCCCUGUGGCUGGCGUGGGGGACUUAACCACCAAUAUGUGUCCCUCGGGCGUUCCUCUGCGUGAGAGAUGAGGACACCCACCCUGGAAGAUUUGUGCCUUUGCGGGGACUGUUUCACCUGAUGUGAUAAGCUUCUAAUUCAGUGUGUGCAGAGAUUGGAAUGGGAUUAACAGGCUUUGGUGUGUUUUUCCUUUUCUUUGGAAUGAUUCUGUUUUUUGACAAAGCACUUCUGGCUAUUGGAAACGUUUUAUUUGUGGCUGGCCUGGCUUUUGUUAUUGGUUUAGAAAGAACAUUUAGAUUUUUCUUCCAGAAACACAAAAUGAAAGCCACAGGCUUUUUCCUGGGUGGCGUGCUUAUAGUCCUUAUUGGUUGGCCCUUGAUAGGCAUGGUCCUUGAAAUUUAUGGGUUCUUCCUUUUAUUCAGGGGUUUCUUUCCUGUGGUGGUUGGUUUUAUUAGAAGAGUUCCGGUUCUUGGUUAUCUCCUGAAUUUACCUGGAAUAAGUUCGAUCAUGCAGAAACACAAUUGCAAUAUAAGACUUAAUUUUACAAAUGCUUAAAUCUCAUAAGACUUGCUUGUAGAUAAAGCUGGAGAAAGCAACAACAUGGUAUAAUGACAAGUGCACAGAAGACUGGUUCUAAAGUUACUGUAUUAUUUAUAAAGUCCUUUUGAAGAAUAUUCAGCACAAAGUAAAUUGUGUACAAAGGAAAAGCUUGUAACAUUCUUUACAUAAGUUUAAUUUAAAAUGUAUAGUCUACAGAAUACAUUAGAAAAGAAGCUCAGCAAGUGUGCUUCUAAGAAAAUGACUCAACAUUCAGUAAGCAAACUGAAGAGGUCAAAGUCAUGGGAUAAUCCAUGUGUAACAACUGUUCAAGACAGCUUUCCCUGUUCUUGGAAAACAUGCUAACUGCAAGGAACCUUCCUGGAACGAAUGAUGCCUGUACUUUACCUCCUUAUUUUGAAGGUGCAGUAGAGCAAACAGGUCUUGAUUUCUAAAGCACUCCCUUUCUGCCAACCUAACCUUCCACCUGCCUUCCUCAAAAAAAUAAAGUCCUUCUUUAACAAGAGAUGGUUUUUGCAUGGAAUUAAGAUGGAUGGUCAUCUUUAGGUGUGUGUGAUAACAAAGGAGACCCCCCACACACUUCUGCUGAAAAUGUUUUUGUAAAUGUGUGGCUAAAAUAAACUUUUGUUACCUUAAUGUUUCAAAGCCAAAUGUGGUUGAUUGUAUUUGUCUCCUGUUUUGGAAUAUGCAAAUGGUCAAUCUUAAGUAAUAUUUGAUCUUGAACCUGUACAAUUCAACAAGGAAGUUUGAAAAUUGAUUUACUCUCCUUUUGGGUUUGUUCUCCUUUUUCAUGUUACUGUGGGCAUAUGCAGAUGAGACUGUAGCCAUUUUGUUACUAAAUAAAUCCUUGCAUGUCAAGGACAGUUGAUGCAAUGAUGUAUUUGGUGAAGGUGCUGAUAUGAACCCUGUGAAAUGCAUACAGAAUAUGGUUUUAAGUAGUAGGAAGCUUUGACUUUCUUUCUUGCCCAAGAAAUACAAAAUAAGUAUUGCGGGGGGUGGGGGGAGUUUAAUAGUAAUAAAAAACUUUAAAUAUCGUCUGCCUUUGGAAGAUUUAAUUUAAGUUACCUGGAGAACAAGUGUCAAUCUGAGUAUCUUUUUAAGUGGCUUAAUUGCUCUUUGUUUUCUACAGACAUUUCUAAAUGAUCAUGUCAAUCAUGGGAAAAUUGCAGUUACAAAUAUGUAUCUGAUCUGCAUUAUAGUAGCAUUUGGUAUAAACCUGGAAUAAAAGGUUCCCUGGUACUGCAAAAGUAGCAUGUUUCUAUUUCUGCUGGAAUGUCUAACAUCAUGCACUUCCAAAUGACUGAGACUUGGUAAUAUCUUCAUUUAACCUGAGCAAAUGAGCUAUAAAAAAACAAAUAAGAAACGAAGAAAGGAAAAACAACUUGUAUCUGUGGAUGCUUUGAUUUUUUUUUUUUUUUCUGAAAAUGUAAUGCUAAAAAAUGUGUCAAGCUACAGGGACAAUUUCUCAGAAGUAGUUAGAGAUUAAUCUAUAUCUAACAAUUGAUUCUCUUUGAGUUAGAUUUUUUUUUAUUUUAUUUAUUAUUUUUUUUUUUUGGAUUUUUUUUUUUUUAACUGGGGGGAAGAUCCAUUAUAUGCAUUUUUAAAGUAGGUGUGAAGUAUCUUUGCAUGUCAGUUGGGUUUUUGGUUGCAUAUAUAUGCAGCACCAAUAUCUAAUUUUCUAAACUACCCCACUUUCUUUGUUUCCUUCCAAAGCUUAUACAAAAUACUCUGGGAACAAAAGAAAUACACUGGGUUUUCAGUUAUAAUAGCCCGGAUUAUCUUUUACGUUUAGUCAGCGGCACUACGGCCUUUUAAUUUUAUUAUUGAAAUAACUUGGUUGUAUUUCAUGACAUAUUAUAAUAGUUUACAGACAGGGCUAAAUAUGAUUUGUGACUCCUACCUCAAGAGGCAAACCAGUUAUAACUGCCCCUGAAUAUCUGUAAUGUUAAUUCAAAAAAUUGUAACACUAAAGUCUUUUAGAAAAGUAAGUUAUGCUUUAAUAGCUUUUAAUGGAAAUCAAAUACUUUAAAAAAAAAAAAAAAAAAAAAAGGGACAACAAUCUUAAUUUAAAUAGAUGUUGGCAACUGUUAGGUCUUUGUUCCUGUCUUUUAAAAAAAAAAAA